GAGCCAAAUCAGUCGCACUGAACAGUCCAAGCAGCCAACAACAUUUGCAAUGAAGUCUAUCGUGUUCUUAACUUUGCUCGUUGUCGUGACUAUGGCAAUAGCUCAACCUGUGGUCAAGGAGACAUUUGAGGUAAAGGAGAAAGCCGUUAGCCUAGCUGACUUGGAGGAGGAGCAGCCUGCAGCACCUGUUGACCAUCAACGCUAUAAGCGUGCCACCUGCGAUCUGCUCAGCUUCUUGAAUGUGAGCCAUGCUGCCUGCACGGCACACUGCUUACUCAAGCGCUUCAAGGGCGGCUAUUGCAAUAGCAAAGCAGUUUGCGUUUGUCGCAAUUGAAUUGUUAAGCUCUACCCAAAUAAAUGAUUAAUCAA
Drosophila navojoa is the source of this 369-nucleotide messenger RNA. Its product is annotated as defensin-A. Lineage: Eukaryota; Metazoa; Arthropoda; Insecta; Diptera; Drosophilidae. The record is from RefSeq and is a predicted model, not a curated record. Gene Ontology annotation, biological process: defense response to bacterium; humoral immune response.